Molecule: messenger RNA, 1914 nt
Organism: Kogia breviceps (pygmy sperm whale)
Lineage: Eukaryota; Metazoa; Chordata; Mammalia; Artiodactyla; Physeteridae
Product: PDZ and LIM domain protein 5-like
Biological process (GO): actin cytoskeleton organization; heart development; muscle structure development
Cellular component (GO): stress fiber; adherens junction; filamentous actin
Molecular function (GO): muscle alpha-actinin binding; actin binding
Source: RefSeq, a predicted model, not a curated record
GUAGCCAGGAGGCGGAAGUUGCCGGGGGCCGUGGGGACGGCGUACACACCGCGAGUCACUUGUCAGCGCUCGUCUGAAGCGGAGGCAUCGCUGCGCCGGACCCGAGUUUCUUUCAUUUUGGGGCAUUGGACUUUGCGCCAUUAUAACCAUGAGCAACUACAGUGUGUCCUUGGCUGGCCCAGCUCCUUGGGGUUUCCGGCUACAAGGUGGCAAGGAUUUCAACAUGCCUCUGACCAUCUCUAGCCUAAAAGAUGGCGGCAAAGCAUCCCAGGCAAACGUAAGAAUAGGUGAUGUGGUUCUCAGCAUUGAUGGAAUAAGUGCACAUGGCAUGACUCAUCUUGAAGCCCAGAACAAGAUUAAGGGUUGUACAGGCUCUUUGAAUAUGACUCUGCAAAGAGCAUCUGCUACACCCAAGCCUGAGCCGGUUCCUGUUCAAAAGCCCACAGUCACCAGCAUGUGUGCCGAGACUGCCCAGGAGCUAGCGGAGGGACAGAGAAGAGGAUCCCAGGGUGACAGUAAACAGCAAAAUGGGAAAAUCCUACCCAAACGCCCACCAAGAAAACACAUUAUGGAUCGUUAUACAGAGUUUUAUCACAUACCUACUCACAGUGAUGCCAGUAAGAAGAGACUGAUUGAAGAUACUGAAGACUGGCGUCCAAGGACUGGAACGACUCAGUCUCGCUCUUUCCGAAUCCUCGCCCAGAUAACUGGGACUGAACGUAUGAAAGAAUCUGAAACUGAUAAUACAAAGAAGGCAAAGGAAAAGACACCCCUUCACGUCUUUAGUCCCAAAUACACAAAAUUACGUGACUGGCACCACGAAGUUUCAGCACGCGCUCUUAACGUACAGUGAUUUAUGAACCUUGCCCCAAGAGCAGCCAGCACAUGCCUUUUCGUUCCCUUUUUCUUUUCCUCCAACUUCAUAGCAAAAUCCGUAUUAAAUUUGCCUUAUGAAAGACAAAAUAGAAUCUUUUCUAUACUUCUCUAACCAUUUCCUGCCGUUGUGAAAACGAGGAGGAUGAACACGUUUUGUGCUAGUUGGUAGGUCACAAAUGUUAAACCGAGAGAGCGAAGUAAGGAGCCAGAUUGAUUCAGUGGGUUUACAUCUGUUUUUAUUGUUGUUAUAGGAGUAACCUUGGAAAAGGAAUUCUUUUCGUAAGUGGAAUCUGGUUGGUUGGUUGAAGCAGAGGUGGAUGAGCAAAUAAUGUCCUUGUCUAGUUUGGAAAAUCCUUCCUUUAUGUUACUGCAUUUCUCAAGGUUACUUUAUUGUAAAGCUCAUUAUUACGUAAUGUUCAAAGUGGGCUGUAAACGCUUCUAAGUAAGCAAAUAUGAGGAGGCAAGAUAAAAGAGAAAUGAUUUUGUUAGAAUCGAGUUCAUUACAGAUUUGGGUAUUUUUGUAAAGCAGAAACUAUUGAGGAUGACUGUCUGAGGAGCAGGAGGGCCCAGAUUUGGCUCCCAAAAAAGGAAAGAAGAGAAUUCUGCCCCUGUUUGCAAUGGGGAAAUAAUAGUGUUCGUUUGGUUUCGUUAGUUUUAAAAAUCCUAUUUUCUACCAAAGGAAUUAUUUCUAAGCUGGUGGAUGUGUUUAGGUUAUAGACAACUUCUAGGUAUUAGCUAGUAAGUUGUAGAAAAGAUAGCUUUGCUUUAUUUCUAAAUCAGGGGAAAUGAACAUAAAAUAAAUCGCAAUAUGAAUGAUUCUUUAUGCAACAUCAGAGAAAUAUUUUACUUAGUGAUAUAAACUAUUAUGCAUUGUUGCUGUUCCAAGGAAGCUCUGUUUUAGGCUUUAUAUGCAAGCUAAAUAUCUGACCAGAAAUGCUUUCUGUCUUGUAAUAUAAUGUAUUAUAUAUUAGAUUAAAUUCAAUAAUAAAUGCAUUUUGAAGUUUGGAAAAGUAUUGUAAUAAAGUUGCCUUUAACUUA